This is a messenger RNA of Ceutorhynchus assimilis (cabbage seed weevil), 2088 nucleotides long. Lineage: Eukaryota; Metazoa; Arthropoda; Insecta; Coleoptera; Curculionidae. The record is from the annotation of a GenBank genome assembly.
AUGCACAAUCGGGAUUCUCUCACCAAUAGGGGUAGAAGCUCAAUAAACAUUCACGAAGGGAAAGAUUUGGAAUCAAUUCACUCAUUACUUGCAGAACUGAAAACGGAGGUCACAGAAAUGCGUAAUGAUAUGGUCGAGGUGAAAUCUUCUCUUGACUUUUUUAAUGGUUUAUAUGAAGAGCAGCGACAGUUAAAUAAAGUUAUGGGGGAAAUGAUCGACGAAGUGAAAAAAGAUAACAAGAAACUUCGUAACGAGCUUUCUUUAGUGCAGUCCAAGUUGAUCGAGUUGGAAGCAGACAAAGUAAGUGCGAAUCUUAAUAUUUACGGAGCAUUUGAAAUAGAUGACACCGAGGAGAUUAUGCGUAAAAAGUCGCUGAGAGUGCUUAAAUUUGUUGAUAACUCUGUAGUUUCAAAUAAUAUUAUUCAUAUAAAAUCUACACCAAUCAAAAACAAACCUCCGAUGUUGUCUGUUUCACUAAUGGCAGGCUCUGAUUUGUGCUGGUUGGAGUCAUACAAUAAUAAUAAUAAUAAUAAUAAUAAUAAUAAUAAUAAUAAUAAUAAUAAUAAUAAUAAUAAUAAUAAUAAUAAUAAAAAUAAUAAUAAUAAUAAUAAUAAUAAUAAUAAUAAUAAUAAUAAUAAUAAUAAAAAUAAUAAUAAUAAUAAUAAUAAUAAUAAUAAUAAAAAAACCCCUCAGGGGUCAGAUGAAAAAUCUGACACGGGAAUGGCAAACCCGAGCGAAGUCGCAAAAACCUGUGGGGCACCAGGCGCACCCAACAGUAUAAACGCCUUCCUGCAGUAUCCAGGCUCUGCUGUAGGUGACUUACUUACCUUGGUUACUCGUGGGACCAGAAUGUCAGGAACAAAUACCCAAAUACAGGGGCCGUCUCUCCCCCAAAGUGGAGACAACCAACAGGAGAAUGAUCCUUUCAAGAGGAGUACCUCAAUUUCGAGAACCCCUACUAAGGGCGAUAGGAAUACUGAACCCACAAAGAACAAUAAUAUCAGCCAGGAAAAGCUGCUUCAUGCGCGGUUCUUGGUGAUACAGAGAGUGGAUGGUUUGAAUUUUGAUAAAGUUAGUCCGUUUGGCAUUAAUAAGGCCUUCAACGGUUUAGUUGGAGAACUAAAACAAAUAAAGAAAACUAAACAAGGUUUACUUGUAGAGACCGUUUCAGCAGCUCAAUCUGGUAAGCUCCUAACUGUUAACAAGCUGUUAGAUUUACCCGUAUCUGUCUUGCGUCAUGAAUCCUUAAAUGUUUCUAAAGGUGUUGUUUAUAGUCGUGACUUACUUUGCUGUUCUGAGCAAGAAAUUCUGGAUGAACUGAAAUCGACUGGAGUUAUUGAUGUGAAAAGAAUUAAAACAAAAAUUAAUGGAGAACUACAGGACACUGCCUCGCAUAUUUUGACUUUUAAUAAUUCCAAACUCCCGAAGUAUAUAAAAGCAGGGUACUUAAAUAUACCAGUUAGGCAGUAUGUACCACCUCCAUUAAGAUGUUACAAAUGUCAAAAAUUCGGUCAUACUUCAGUGAAGUGUGAUCAACCACAGAUAUGUGUGUGCGGAAAACCACCCCAUGAUGGUAAUGCCUGUGGUAGCGAAGUUCUCUGUGUGAACUGUGGCGGCAAACACUCCGCACGAUCACGCAACUGUCCAACUUAUAAAACAGAAAUAGCAAUACAGGAAUUAAAACUUAAAGAAAAUAUUAAUUAUUUUGAAGCAAGAAAAAAAGUCGUAAUAAAUACUCCAAAGAACAUCAGUUAUGCUCAUGCAACAGCCGCCUUACCUGAAACAAAAGAAAACUUUAAUAUUAAAAACUUAAUAAAUGAAUUAAUACCUACAUUAAUAAAAGAACUCAAAUUAGUAUUUGUCUCUAAAACUGAAAUGAUUCCGUCAGAACGUUGUCGAAGAGAAUCGGCUUCUUCGAUUGCCUCUGAGGUACCGUAUGAAAAAAGAAAAAGACCACCUACAAAUACUGGAGAAUCGAGCGGAGGAGAAAGUUCUGCCUUUGAACCGGAAUUCUCCGACAACAAAAUUAAGAAACCUAAGGGGUGGCCAAAGGGGAGACCCAGGAAACCACCUAACAAUAAUGACUAG